This is a messenger RNA of Lachancea sp. 'fantastica', 1578 nucleotides long. The record is from the annotation of a GenBank genome assembly. Lineage: Eukaryota; Fungi; Ascomycota; Saccharomycetes; Saccharomycetales; Saccharomycetaceae.
AUGCCGGAAGCGUUGGAUAGACACACGUUCAAAGUGUUCAACCAGGAUUUUACGGUUGAUAAAAGAUUCCAACUGAUCAAAGAGAUUGGUCACGGCGCGUAUGGAAUAGUGUGUUCUGCUCGGUUUACAGAGGCAGCCGACGAAACCAACGUGGCCAUCAAGAAGGUGACGAACAUUUUUGCCAAGACUUUACUGUGCAAACGGUCACUACGAGAGCUCAAACUACUACGACACUUUAGAGGCCACAAAAAUAUAACAUGUCUGUAUGACAUGGACAUUGUUUUUUCGCCGGACUCGACUUUCAAUGGACUUUACCUUUACGAAGAAUUGAUGGAAUGCGAUGUUCAUCAAAUCAUCAAGUCGGGCCAGCCUUUGACCGAUGCGCAUUAUCAGAGUUUCAUUUACCAGAUUUUAUGCGCUUUGAAAUACAUUCACUCUGCAGACGUUCUCCAUAGGGAUCUCAAGCCUGGGAACUUGCUGGUGAAUGCUGAUUGUCAAUUAAAAGUCUGUGAUUUUGGUCUUGCACGGGGGUACUCUGAGAACCCUGUGGAGAAUAACCAAUUUCUGACCGAGUAUGUCGCCACUAGAUGGUACAGGGCACCUGAGAUUAUGCUGAGUUACCAAGGCUACACCAAGGCUAUUGACAUGUGGUCGUGUGGUUGUAUCUUAGCAGAACUGUUGGGCGGCAAACCCAUUUUCAAGGGAAAGGACUAUGUGGACCAGCUUAAUCGAAUCUUACAGGUACUGGGAACACCUCCAGAAGAAACGUUGGAACGCAUUGGGUCCAAAAAUGUUCAAGACUAUAUCCACCAAUUGGGCUAUAUUCCGAAGGUACCCUUCUCGGUCUUAUACCCACAAGCCAACGCUCAAGCUCUAGAUCUACUUGAAAAGAUGCUGGCGCUCGAUCCGCAAAAAAGAAUCACGGUUGAAGAAGCCCUAGAACACCCUUAUUUGAGCAUAUGGCAUGACCCCAGUGACGAACCUGUUUGCAGCGAAAAAUUCGAUUUUGGUUUUGAAGCUGUUAACGAAAUGGACGAGCUCAAACGAAUGAUACUUGAGGAGGUCCAGGAUUUCCGCCAGUUUGUAAGACAGCCAUUGAUAGAAGAAGAACAAGCGCAGCAGCAGAAGAACCUGCAACAGACAGAGCAACAAGAAAGUGAUCUAUUACAGCAGCAAAACCGGCGUCCUCGUCACCGACAACAGGAUCAGCGUCAAUACCACGGAAAUGACCAGCAAGAAGUUCCAAACUCGAAGCAAGCACAGGAAGUGCCACCUUGUGAUUACACGGCAGAAGCGCAGCCACCACUGGGUGGUACAUAUGGGGACGGAGGCUUCAAAUCGCAUGCUGUUUUCGCGCAACAGCCAGUGGCCAUAUCUCCUGACGUACACGACCAAUUCAUAGGCAUUCAUUCCGGCGAUCUACCAGACCACAACAUGGAUUUUCCGCCUCGUCCACAUGAAAAUCUGCUUGCAUCACCAUUGGGCGGUAACACAAACCCACUGGAUCCUUCUGCGUUGGACGAUUUUCUGGACCUUGAGAAAGAGUUAGAGUUUGGUCUCGAUCGCAAAUAUUCUUAG